UUCCAUGGAGCAACUGCUGGGCGGGAAGCCGAGGCAGCUGUCAGUGGGGGCUCUGGCCGCUUUCUCCUUGGUUUCUCUCUGCUGCUGCUCUCUGGGGGUUCCGGGCAGAGAGGUCGUCUGGACAUCGUUGAACGAUGACCUCUUGCUGCCGUAUCCUCCUUCCCAACACGGCCCCCAGCACCCCUACCGGUACGUCCGAGACUGUCAGCUUGUCGUGCACGGCAACACAACGCACGAGUCCUGGCCCGCCGACAACAGCAGCAUCGGCCCGCUGACCGUCACCCGUGCGUUUGUGUCCUACUUCCCUCCCGAAGGGCAGAACCGAAGGGCGGUGUAUGGGCAUUUCACCGUGGUGAGAGACCCUUUAAGGACAUUCUCUGUGCUAGAACCCGGUGGGCAGGGGGGGUGUCUGAGCCGCACGAGAGCCACCGUGGAAGAGACCGCCAGGCUCGGGCAAUGCCUUGUGGCCCAGAACGGCGGCUAUUUUGACAUGGACACCGGGAAGUGCCUUGGGAACGUCGUGAGUGACGGGCAGUUGGUACAGACCUCCAAAGGACUGCAGAAUGCUCAGUUUGGCAUCCGGCAAGAUGGCACGCUGGUCGUUGGCUAUCUUUCUGAAGAGGAGGUCUUAGCGAAGGAGAACCCUUUCAUCCAGCUGGUGAGUGGGGUGGUUUGGCUGUUGCGGGACGGCAACGUUUACGUGAAUCAGAGCCAAGCCUUGGAAUGCAGCAAGACCCAGGAAACAGGGACUUUUGACACCUUCAUCAACAUUGUGUCUGCCAGGACGGCUGUGGGACACGAUAAAGAGGGGCGCUUGGUCCUAUUGCACGUGGAUGGCCAGACAGGUGGAAGGGGCCUCAGUCUCUGGGAGAUGGCGGCUUUUCUGAAGCAGCAGGGAGUGGUCAAUGCGAUCAACCUGGAUGGUGGAGGGUCCGCCACCCUCGUCUUAAAUGGGACCCUUGCCAGUUACCCUUCUGACCACUGCCAGCCAGACCCCAUGUGGCGUUGCGCUCGCCAGAUUUCGACUGUCGUGUGUGUCCACGAGCCUCUAUGCCACCCUGCAGACUGCAGUGGCCACGGACGCUGUGUGCUUGGGGAGUGCCACUGCAGCGGAGCUUACUGGAGCGGGCCUGCCUGCGACAUCUUGGACUGCGGCCCUUUCAACUGCACUCCGCAUGGGACAUGUACAGAAAUGGGGUGUCUCUGCGAUGCCGGCUGGAUGGGCCCGAAUUGCAGCCAAGCCUGUGCAAAUGGUUCCUACGGAGAUGGGUGCUCCCAGAGAUGCCUUUGCCUGAACGGUGGUUGGUGUGACCCCGUGCAAGGGUCGUGCAUCUGCUUGACUGGCUACCAAGGAACUCUCUGUGAAGAAGCCACGCAGCGUUUGCUGAAUGCCAGUCGUAACUCUGAACUUAUUUUCACAGAGAGAACCUGGAUCGCUAUAACCUCAGUCCUGGCUCUCCUGCUUCUGCUCAGCGCCGUGGGAAAUGCCAAACUCCUCUUCUGCCGGUCCACGGGACGACAGAACCGGAGCAAGUACACCUAUCAGCCGCUGGAGGAAAUGAACGGGGAGUCAGCCCACAUUUACUCGGCCGCAGCAUGGAAGAACGAAGAUGACGCAGCGGACGAGUGGGACCCAGACCAGGCAGAGGCAGUCGAAAGCAUCUGAUUGUCGGUCCGAAGGAGGCUUCCGUGUUUCUGGGGCAGGCCGGCCGGCAUCUUCCAGAGAUCUGCUUUAAUGUGCAAGCCGGCUGCUCUUCUUGUUUGCAAAAGACUGGCUGCUGUCGCAAGGAUUUCUCCGCUGGGGAAAAUGAGCCCGUGCCAAUUCCCAACUCCAUCCCAAGACCCCUUGGGUCGCUGAGCUGGAAAAGCCAACAAACGCCCCCCUGCUGGGGGGUGGCUUGGAAAAAUCCUGUUGUUUUGCAGUCUGUGAACAGAACCUAAAGUGUCUCGUGAAAACACUGGGUUUACCGGAUCCUGCCGCUUGUAGUCGCCGUUGCAACGACAUUGGGAUCGAAGAGGCUCAGUGUCUUCUUUCACUGGAGCAGGAUUGUAAUGCUUGGAGGCUACGGCGGCAAGAAUGCAGAGGUCUGAUCCUGCUUUAUUGAAGCCAGAGCCUCAGCCAGGCAUUCGUCUUGGGGGAAGCCCACUUCUGGCCUUAGCUUUCCCCAGCGGCAUGCCUAAAAAAAUCCAUCGUCAGGAAAAACAGUCCUCAAGGGAAAUAACUGCCAUUUAGCCACUAGGGGGCAGCAAGCGUACAUUACCCUUGAACAAAGCAGGAGUCAAGCGGCACCUUUAAGACCAACCUGUUUUUAUUUAGAACGUCAGCUUUCGUGUGCUCUUAAGCACACUUCAUCAGACGAGGAAUCCAGCACAGUGAGCAAAGCCAUACAUAGCUGAGCAGAGCCAUACAGAGCUGGUAGGCAGUGGCCCAGAAUGCAACAUGGUACAGAUUUAAGAACCAAGGACAGUGAAGUAAAAUUAUCUGGUAGGCAGUGGUUUAGAAUGUAAAAUGUCAUUGUACCAUUUUACAUUCUAAACCACUGCCUACCAAAUAAUUUUACUUCACUGUCCUUGGUUCUUAAAUCUGUACCAUGUUGCAUUCUGGGCCACUGCCUAUCACCUAUAUAUGGCUCUGCUCAGCUAUGUAUGGCUUUGCUCACUGUGCUGGAAUCCUCGUCUGAGGAAGUGUGCUUAAGAGCACACGAAAGCUUACGUUCUAAAUAAAAACUGGUUGGUUUUAAAGGUGCCGCUUGACUCCUGCUUUGUUCAACUGCUUCAGACCAACACGGCUGCCCGCUCGGAUCUAUAUACAUUACCCUUCUCCCUUUUUAAUUUAUGAUGCAAAAUGCACACCAUAAUACAAAAGGAAAUGAGUAAAAAAAAAGGGGGGGGACAUUAGGAGCAAGCUUAUUGAAAAAUAAAGAAGACUGGACCUCUCCUACCACGUCAACUGUGGAACCUUUCUUGGCAACCUGCUAGUGGAAACAAAAAGCCGGACAAUGACGCAGCAGUUACAUUCGUUGUCUUAAAGCACUAAAAGACAUAUGCAGUAAAGACAUUCCACAGGAAUACAUAUUUUGCUGUUGGGGUGAUGGUGGCGGUGAGCAUUUUGGGUUUUGGUGUUGCUAGAUCUUCUUUACAGGAUUUUGACUCACAGUCGACAGUUGGAAUAGAUGUGCCUAUGAAAUGCAGCCAUGUUUACAGAGUUCUACCGGCCAGCAGAGCUGGGUAAGCCAAAUGGACUUUGGAAAAGCCACAAAGAAGGGCGAUUCCUUGGGAAGGAAUUCAGGUAAUGACAGCUGGAAAAGAAAAGGGUUUUUCCCCCGUCAUGACUUCUACUUUGAACGCUUUCUUUAGCUUAUCAGAGCGGUACCUAUGAAUGUCUCUCAUUUGAUUUUUUUUAAAAAACUAAUAUAUUUUAAAAGAUGUAAGUAUUUCUUAAGAGCGAGCAACCUGACUGGAACUUAUUUUGAAAACAGAACUUUACCUGAGCCAGAAGAAUUAACCCUUUGGGUACAAUGUGCACUCUUUUUUUUUGUCCCAGCUGCCAAAGACAGAGACCUCCAUAUCCCAAGGGGGUGUUGCGUGUGCUUCAUAAUCUAUUUUGCUAUCUCUAAAAUAUUAAGGAAAGACUUGAACGAACUUGGCAUUCGCAACCGGUGUGGGGACUGACUUUGUCUAUUAAAUGGACAUUUUUCUUCCUUGAA
This is a messenger RNA of Heteronotia binoei (common prickly gecko), 3707 nucleotides long. RefSeq names its product N-acetylglucosamine-1-phosphodiester alpha-N-acetylglucosaminidase (gene NAGPA). The transcript has 10 exons. NCBI's taxonomy places the organism in Eukaryota, Metazoa, Chordata, Lepidosauria, Squamata, Gekkonidae. The record is from RefSeq and is a predicted model, not a curated record. Bases 5 to 1666 code for a protein of 553 amino acids.